UUGGAGCUUGUGCACUACUCUGUCACUCGUCUCUGCUUCUUCUUCUAGCUUUCUCUCUCACGUUCAAGCUCUUUUUUUUCCUCCCUUUGUUUGGACGGAGAGAAAGUGAGAGGAAAUUUCACGAGAAAGGAGGGAGAAAGACAGAGAAAACGAAGCUGCAAUGGCGUUGUCUUCGUCUCGGAUAUGGACCGGUGUUUGCCUUGCCGUGCUCCUUGUGCUUGUCGUCUGCGCUCUGACGACGACGAAUCUCUGGAACAACGAAAUCUAUGGCUCCAGGAAGCUGAAAACAGAGGAGUUGCAGAACUCGAACAGCUCAACAAUGGCGGACAGGCUCGAAGGCAUCGAGUUGAAUGAACACGCGGUUGCUGAUCCAGACAAGGUUGCCGAUGAGGUCGCUGCGCUCGUUGAGAUAAGCGAACAAAACAACACUGCAAGGAGGAAGCUAGGUUACUUUUCUUGCGGAACUGGUAACCCGAUUGAUGACUGUUGGCGCUGUGACACGAAAUGGCACAAGAACCGCAAGCGUCUUGCUGACUGUGGAAUUGGUUUUGGACGGAAUGCCAUUGGUGGUCGUGACGGGCGCUUCUAUGUAGUGACCGACCCUAGCGAUGAUGACGUUGUCAACCCGAAGCCUGGGACUCUACGCCACGCUGUCAUCCAGGAAGAGCCACUAUGGAUCGUGUUCAAGAGGGACAUGGUGAUUCAGUUGAAACAGGAGCUUAUCAUGAACAGUUUCAAGACUAUUGAUGGCCGAGGAGUCAAUGUCCACAUCGCUAAUGGAGCCUGCAUCACCAUCCAGUUCAUCACGAAUGUGAUCAUCCAUGGUCUGCACAUUCACGACUGCAAGCCUACGGGUAACGCCAUGGUCAGAAGCUCACCGACUCACUACGGGUGGAGGACGAUAGCCGAUGGUGACGCCAUAUCCAUCUUCGGGUCGAGCCACAUCUGGGUUGAUCACAACUCUCUCUCAAACUGUGCUGACGGCCUUGUCGAUGCUGUCAUGGGUUCCACCGCCAUUACCAUUUCCAAUAACCACUUCACCCACCACAAUGAGGUCAUGUUGCUGGGACAUAGUGACUCGUACACGAAAGACAAGCAGAUGCAAGUGACCAUUGCUUACAACCAUUUCGGAGAGGGACUGGUCCAGAGGAUGCCUAGGUGCAGACACGGGUAUUUCCACGUGGUGAACAACGACUACACGCACUGGGAGAUGUAUGCGAUCGGUGGAAGCGCGGAUCCAACCAUCAACAGUCAGGGCAAUCGAUACAAUGCUCCCAAGAACCCUUUCGCGAAGGAGGUGACGAAGAGGGUGGAAACAGAUGAGGGGAAGUGGAAGAGCUGGAACUGGAGGUCGGAAGGAGACCUUCUACUGAACGGGGCGUUCUUCAUGGCGUCGGGAACGGGAGCGUCAGGGAGUUACGCGCGUGCAUCGAGCUUGGCAGCCAAGCCAUCUUCCAUGGUGGGCACCAUCACAUCAGCUGCCGGAGCUCUGGGCUGCCGCAGAGGCAGAGCCUGCUGAGUAAUAUCCCUCCUCUCCUCUCCUCUCCUCUCCUCUCCUUUUGCAGUCAGCUUUCUAAAUCACACAGUCAGUCUCUCCCCUCGUUUUCAUUCCUUUAUUUCGAGUCCAAAACAAACUAUCCCCUCCUCCAUACGUAUUGGCAAAAGUGCACAACUCUUUUUUUCGGGCUGUGGCACGCUGUCGUCUUUUUUUUUUGUGGUUUUGUUCGUUCCCCCGAAUUAUGGUUUUUUAGGGGGGGUGGUAAGAAACGUGGCAACCUCGGCUAUGCUUCUUGUUUUUGGAAAUGCAGAAGAUAUCAGAAAAAGUGGGUGAGGAGCAGGCGCCAGAAGCGUUGUUCAAAUUGUUUCGGUAUUACCACAAAAAAUCCUCUUGUCGUUUUUUUUUUUAAAUUCUCGUGUCUUGAGGUCUGUGUGUGUUUGUAUCCAGGGAGGGUGCCUAGUUUCUUUCCAAGUGACGGACACUCUCCUUGUCUUUUAUUCUGUCGAAAGUUUUUUUUCUUUUUGUUAUGAGUGUGUGAUUGAAGGCAACAACAGGGGAAGGGAGAACAUACUUAGGACGAACACACAUUUUGUCACACACAAAAAAAAAAAAAGGAAUCUAAAUAUAUCACAUGAUGUCUCACUCACCCCUCCUCAUCUUCCUUUCGUUUUGGUGCAUGGUGUUGUCAUUUCCGUUUAUAGUGUUUUUGCUAUCUGGCUUUGUGUUUCGAGAGAGCAGCACAAGCUGCUGUUCAUCA
Molecule: messenger RNA, 2255 nt
Organism: Tarenaya hassleriana
Lineage: Eukaryota; Viridiplantae; Streptophyta; Magnoliopsida; Brassicales; Cleomaceae
Product: probable pectate lyase 15
Exons: 7
Coding region: 161-1519 (452 amino acids)
Molecular function (GO): pectate lyase activity
Source: RefSeq, a predicted model, not a curated record